AUGACCCUGAUGGCUGCAGAGCGACGAGAAAUCAUCGGAGCUGUCGACAUGGAUGACCUGCGACCUCGGGAUGUGGCGUCUGCGGCCGUCGAUUAAACUCCAGAGACAGAAAUCAACUCAAACUUUAGAUCGAACCGAGUUUAUAUCAGAGGAAAUUAAAGAAAUGAGACAUGAGGCAGUCAGAGAAAAAUUAAUUAUCAGGCAGUUUGAGAGGCAGGCACCAGGAGAUCGUAGCUGAUUGUAACUAUUCAAGUUAACGUGUCAAUUUACACCGACUUCUUUCCGUUCCUCUGCGGAGACGAACAAUUGAAAGGUUUUUAGACGUCAUUUCACCCCGAUGACACCAUGGAUGAGGAGAUGCUGAUUCUAGAAGUCUAGAAGUAGAUUUCCUCCUCUGGAAGGACACAAUCUACUGCUUAUAUAUCUAUGUGUCUGUCUUUAUAGAGACAACUUGUUAUCGAGCGAUUGAACGUGAAUCUGCAGGUUCUUGUGAGUUCUCGCGAUUCCUUGUGUGCGUAAUCCGCCACGAAAUUCUCAUUACAAACGGAUCCGGUAGGAAUUGGCAUAAAGCGAAAAUCGCCGGUCUGGAUCGGAGCCGUUCCGGAUGCGGUGGAAAUCCCAGGUUAGGAAAUAUAAAACACUAAAACGGUCAUGAACGGUCGUUUUAAACUCGUUAAUAUUUCCAGAUUGAAAAUUAGAUAUUAUAACUUCCCAGCAGACUCAAAUCCGAAGUUUCGAGAGCAGGAACGAGGAGGACUCUGCCGUUGGAGAUAAACGUGAAGACAACAUAGAAAAGAAACGUCUUUUCUCUGUUACGUGAAGAUUAAAUCGUGGUGUGAACAGCUCAACAACACAGACAUAUUGAUGCUUCUACGUCGAAUCAAACCCACGAGCUUUUUCUCAUUUGAAUAAUCUCAUUUUCCUCACGUGAACAUCGUCUCAUCAGAGCUGAUGGAUGAUCGUAUGAAUUCACUUCAUUAUCGAGCGCAUUAAGACGACAGAGGAGACGACCCGGCCUCUGAAAACUCUUCUCUCUCUGAACUUUGUUGUUCUUCAUCUCGAACCAUGAGACGGUGUAAGUUGAGAAAAGCCUCUCAUUAGUUUGUUUCAUGAGUUUUUUUCUCACUGGACUUGGAUCUUUGAUGUUCAGUCUUCAUGAAUCUACAGAGACUGAAGUUUGGAGGGUUUGACUCCAAAGUUGGAGGUUUAGAUGAGGGUCAGGGUUACUCCAGGUCGCUCUGAGAAGACGGUUUUAUCUCUGCGAACACAAACACUUUUAUAUAAAGGAACAAACUCUUGAUAUAAAACUGUCUGAGGUGUUUAAAGUGGAUUUUUGACGGUGAUUGUAAAAAGUUUGAUUAUUUAUUUGGAGGAUAAGAAACAAAGAUGAUGGAUCUGAUAUCUCUGACGGUCUGAGUAUCGCUCCACCUGCUCUGAUGACCGCUGCGGUUCAGAUCUGAGACUAAACUCAACGACAGAGGGAGAGUCUGACACAUGCACAGACGUGGGUUUACUGCUCCGCCUGCAUGUUUGUGGUGUUUCUGCAUCAAUCUGUCUGAUCUCUACAUGUUGUUUCACACAGAUCCGCCUCAGCGAACGCCGCCACCGCAGCUGUGACGGUCCGUUCAGCCGAGGGACUCCGCAGAUCCGGAUCCAAGCCCAAAUCUUUCAGUCCGAGCGCUCACCUUCAGGUGGGUUUAUGAGGAAGGGUGACAAAGACGGGGAGGAAGAUAGAGAGGGUGAGAAAAAUGAGAAUAAAAGAGGGGAGGGGGGAGACAAAGGUGAGAAAAAGGAGGGAGAUAAAGACGACGAAGAGGAACAAAAACAAGAAAGAGAAGGAGAGAGAACAAAGAGGAUAAAACGAUGACAGGUGUGACAAAAAAGAAGAGGACAAAAGUGACGAGGGAGAAGCAGACGAAGAGGAUGAAGACGAGGUAGGUGAUGAAGAUAAUAAAGACAACGGAGGAGAAGACGAAGAGUAA
Xyrichtys novacula (pearly razorfish) is the source of this 1982-nucleotide messenger RNA. Lineage: Eukaryota; Metazoa; Chordata; Actinopteri; Labriformes; Labridae. The record is from the annotation of a GenBank genome assembly.